Messenger RNA from Daldinia loculata, 1380 nucleotides. RefSeq lists its product as uncharacterized. The transcript is spliced from 4 exons. Lineage: Eukaryota; Fungi; Ascomycota; Sordariomycetes; Xylariales; Hypoxylaceae. Bases 1 to 1380 code for a protein of 459 amino acids. The record is from RefSeq and is a predicted model, not a curated record.
AUGAACCCAGAAGGAACUUGGGUGCAAGCGCUUCAACUUGACAAGGCCGCCACACAUGCCUUCAUUGCCAUGAUCGCAGCUAUGCACAACUCACUUGCGAGGUGGGCCGACACGAGUACCAUCGACUUCCAUCGGUUCCAAGCAGUCAAGUCCAUCAACGAGAGGCUGAAUCUAGAAGGCAAGGACGAUAGCAAGCCAAUCUCAGAUGGUCUUGUCGUCGCUGUCUCUCUUCUGGUCAAUAUCGAAACUUUCAUCGGUUCGCUCAGUGCUGCCGCGGCUCAUAUGAGUGGCUUAAAGAGAAUGGUUGACCUCAGAGGUGGAAUUGUCGACGGUUUCAAGCACAGCAGUAUACUUCAACGAUCCAUAUCAUGGGCUGACUAUUCCUAUGCCACGGCCGCGCACAAGCCGGUCGCCUUCCCCUUUAUUCCACAGCUGGCAUCCUCCCUAGCUCUCCAUGAUCGUUUCACAAGCCGCUCGAUGUUAGCGAACAUGGAACCGCUUGGGUUCAAGGACCUAACCAUCCAGAGUCGCGAAGCGGUCGAGCUUUUCGAACUGUUAUAUUCGAUCACCGAAUGCAUUAAUAACUUCGACUACGCAAGUCUCGAGAGCACAUUUGGCCAGAGGAUCCAGGUCAGCGACUCGAUCUACAUGAUUGAGUGGCGGCUUUGUCAUCUGGAACAUGCUGCUCGGGGUCGCAAAUCUUGGAAGAGAGCCGGUUCCGUUCCAUUGUUACCAUCGGUCGACGUCGAUACACAGCUACGGUUCCCCUCACCGACUGAUUUGUCCGACGUUUUGAUAUACGCUGCACAUCUGUUUCUGCACCUUGCCAUUCGAGGCCAACCUCCUUCCGCUCAGAGGCAUCGCGCACUGGCAGAAGCACUCAUGUCGUCUCUAUGCGACCCUGUGUUAGCCUUGGACCUUCUAUCUGAGCCGAAGGUAUACGAAAGUGGCGAGUCACAGCUGACCAGAAGCAACGCGGAACAAUCCACUACGGCAAACUUAUCUGCCUAUGUCCCAACGUCAGAGAUAUCGCACACGGGCAUGUCGAGGCUCUCUGGAGACGAGCUUCAUGCUAACAUUCUCCUUUGGGCCCUAUUCAUAGGGUCAUGCAUCCGCAUCCCAGUUGUAGUAAACGAAUACUCGGUCCUAGGCGGUGACCAACACAACUUCUUCAUCACUGCGCUGAAGAACUACUGCCGGACGAGGAACAUCCUAGAUAAAGAGAUGCUUCUCGCGAAACUGAAGGAUGUCAUAUGGCUUUACAGCUGGUGCGAACACCAGCUAGGACUUGUCUGGGGAGAGAUUGCCGACGGCCUCAGACCAUACGUGACGGCGGGGGACCAAGUGAAUGUCCCCAUGGGUCGUGAUCAACAGGAGUAA